ACAUGAGACUGAAAUAAAACUGUCCAUUUUGAGUGUUUGUUGCAGCUCGUCCCAGUCGCUAACUGCAGCGAACUGAAAAGAGGAGCGACCCAGGGAUGUGUGUGCUUUGGGGACCUUUAACAGAAUGUGACUGGCAGAACGGGUGUUGUAUGUGGAGGAUGAAGGCUGCAGUAGAUAUCUCAGAUAGGGGAGAGUGAGGCCUAAGAGGGUUUUAUAAAUAAGCAUCAACCAGUGUGUCUUGCGACGGGUAUACAGAGAUGACCAGUUUACAGAGUAGUACAGAGUGCAGUUAUGUGUCCUAUAAGGAGCAUUGGUGGCAAAUAUGAUGUCAGAAUGGUAAAGAACAUCUAGCCGCUCGAGAGCACCCUUACCUGCUGAUCUAUAAAUGAAGUCUCCGUAAUCACACGUCUGUCUACUUAGCUCCCUAUCUAACGCUAGUCAACAGAGUUUACUAACGACCUAGAUUAAUAUCAAUCCUUGAUUAAAUUCGAACUCACUCUUCUGUCCACACGCUUUAUCCUUUUUGUUUACGACAAAUGUGGUCCUUGUCUCCUGUUUAUAAUGCUUCAGAUGGUCUUCAUAAGCCUGUAGUCCAGUAAAAGACUGAAGACCAGAAGUGGUAUUUACCAUCAUUGUAGUGAUUGAGAAUUCCUCAGGCAACUCUAGCUAUGUCGGCCAUGAGAAGGUUAAUGUCCAUUAUGAACUGGGUUCGAGCCCUGAAUGCUGAUUGGCUGACAGCCGUGGUAUAUCAGACCAUGUAUUUGUACUCCUCAAAUUACGUUGGUAACCAGUUUAUAAUAGCAAUAUGGCAAUUCAGGGUUUUGUGAUAUAUGGCCAAUAUACCACGGCUAAAAGCUGUAUCCAGGUACUCUGCAUUGCAUCGUACAAAGAACAGCCCUUAGCCGUGGUAUAUUGGCCAUAUACCACACCCCCUCAUGGCUUAUUACUUAAUUAUAAACUGGUUGGUUUGAGCCCUGCAUGCUGAUUGGCUGACAGCCUUGGAAUAUCAGACCGUAUACCACGGGUAUGACAAAACAUGUUGUUUUCACUGCUCGAAUUACGUUGAUAACCAGUUUAUAAUAGCAAUAAGGCACCUCGGGGGUUUGUGGUAUGUGGCCAAUAUAGGGGGGUUAAGGGCUAUGUCGAGACACGACGCGAUGCAUCGUGCAUAAGAGCAGCCCUUAGCCGUGAUAUACUGGCCAUAUACCACAAACCCCUCUUGGUUUAGUGCUUAAUUCUAGUAUUCCAAUUCCUAAUUCUGUGGAUAAUGUCCACAUGCAGUAACUUCUCUUUAACAGCAGGUGGAAGCACUAUCCCUAUACUGAGAUAACUGCUUGUCACUAGUUACCACUGCUACAAAGUCACAUUUAGCUGUAUCGUAAACAUCAAUUGGCUUUUUGGUCUUAAUUUAAGGUUACGGUUAGGCAUACGGUUAACAGUGUGUUUAAAAUUAAGGGUUAGGUCAGGUUUAGGUUUAAAAUCACAUUUUUAAGAAGAUACAUUGUAGAAACUGGCGGGGUUUAGCCAAAAUGAGGACUUUGUGGCUAUGGUAACUACUAACCUACCGCGUUAAACUACGUCACUUCCGCUCUGACUCUCCCAGCAGGAAGAUGGCGGCUACUUCGAAAGAACACCGACUGUCCCAACAUGUCUACGCUACUCUACAGACCCUGUCAUGUUCCCUGGUGGAAGGUCUAUAUCUGCGUGAGGCUGACAGUAUGCAGGAACUACUGUGUACUCCAUCGCAACACCGCACCGACAUACUGGCAUGGAUCUGUAGCAGCAUCUGUCCAUCUCUCGGUAAGAAACUGCCCUCACUCAGAUCUAAAGACCCAAUCUCCCUCAGCCAAGAUGGUGUGCAGCACUGCCAACUUAACUGCUUCUGCUUACAUACCGAGCUGGCAGUGUUUGGCCAGGAGAUGAUGCUGUGUAGAACAGACGACCUGGACCUGAUCACGGGCCGGGCCUGCCCCCUGCGCCAGCUGUGGUUCCUGGAGCAGCUGCUCACUUUAGUGCCUGACUCCGUGGACAGCAGUGAGGACAGCAGGGCCGGAGGAGAGGGCCUACUGAAGGAACUCUUCUGUCCUGAAGCUCUGCCUCACCUGACACAUGCUCUCACCCCUACUCUCACCCCCUGGCCCUCUGAUAUCAGGUACACAGUCACCCCCUGGCCCUCUGAUAUCAGGUACACAGUCACCCCCUGGCCCUCUGAUAUCAGGUACACACUCACCCCCUGGCCCUCUGAUAUCAGGUACACACUCACCCCCUGGCCCUCUGAUAUCAGGUACACACUCACCCCCUGGCCCUCUGAUAUCAGGUACACACUCACCCCCUGGCCCUCUGAUAUCAGGUACACACUCACCCCCUGGCCCUCUGAUAUCAGGUACACACUCACCCCCUGGCCCUCUGAUAUCAGGUACACAGUCACCCCCUGGCCCUCUGAUAUCAGGUACACAGUCACCCCCUGGCCCUCUGAUAUCAGGUACACACUCACCCCCUGGCCCUCUGAUAUCAGGUACACACUCACCCCCUGGCCCUCUGAUAUCAGGUACACAGUCACCCCCUGGCCCUCUGAUAUCAGGUACACACUCACCCCCUGGCCCUCUGAUAUCAGGUACACACUCACCCCCUGGCCCUCUGAUAUCAGGUACACACUCACCCCCUGGCCCUCUGAUAUCAGGUACACACUCACCCCUGGCCCUCUGAUAUCAGGUACACACUCACCCCCUGGCCCUCUGAUAUCAGGGGUGCCAGGAAGGGUCAGAGGUCACUACCCAGCAGGCCGAGGCGAGGAGGUUGCUGGUGUCACAGCCUUGCUGGAGUCCACUCACGCCGCCCUGGAACAGCUGCAUGACCAGUGUGUGUUCCUGCGUGGGGAGGAGGCCAGUACUAGCCGGUUCUCCGUGUGCUCGUUACGCGUAGCUGUGUCUGAUCUGACCCAGAUGAUGAGUGUGUUCAGCCGUGUGUACGACACGGACUUCAGAUCCUACUGCAGCAGAGACCCUCCCAGCCUCAGAUCACACACACACAUCUUCAGCACUGUCCAUAGGCUGCUCACCGCCUGCAACACGGAGCUAGAGAUCCUGCAGCAGGUAUCAGAGGUGUCUGUAUGUCUGUCUGACACGGUGAAUGAGGUACACUCGACCCUUGCUACUGGAGUCACGGACACAAACGCACCCUCUCCACCCAGUUGGAGGACCUUACCAAGAGAUACACUGAGUUCCUUUCUCUUCACCACGGAACGGAUAGCAAGCUACCGCUAACCGAACCCUGAACUCCAGACUGAAGCUAGCAGGCUACCGCUAACCGAACCCUGAACUCCAGACUAAAGCUAGCAGGCUACCGCUAACCGAACCCUGAACUCCAGACUGAAGCUAGCAGGCUACCGCUAACCGAACCCUGAACUCCAGACUGAAGCUAGCAGGCUACCGCUAACCGAACCCUGAACUCCAGAGUAAAGCUAGCAGGCUACCGCUAACCGAACCCUGAACUCCAGACUGAAGCUAGCAGGCUACCGCUAACCGAACCCUGAACUCCAGACUGAAGCUAGCAGGCUACCGCUAACCUUACCCUAAACUCUACAGACAACUAUUAGCUUGCUACUGCUAACUCUCCAUGAUCACCCCCUGAAGUGUUAACUGUCCUGCAUUUCCAUGUUACAGUUGUUCUAGUAUCAGUGCUAACUGUUACGAGGGCAGUAGGCACAUCGUUAUCUAGCUUGGCUUUCCAUGUUACCAUCUUAGAUUUAAAAAAUGUUUCAAUACACUUGAAAUCACUGUUUUUGUAAAUGUUUUAAUGAGUGCACUAUAUAGGGUCCCAUUUGGGACAUUCACCACCGAUACAUCAAAUAUGUUUUGCUUUCUCAACACCAGAACUGCAGACAACAUUGUUUUAUGUAUAUCUCUGUGUGAUAUUUCUCUCUCUCUUGGUUGCACCGGGUCUCUUGAAAUGUAUUUUUAUCUCAAUGAGACUAACCUGAAUAAAUAAAGGUUACUACUUUCUGAA
Oncorhynchus keta (chum salmon) is the source of this 4005-nucleotide messenger RNA. It is a transcript of the gene haus7, whose product is annotated as HAUS augmin-like complex, subunit 7. Gene Ontology annotation, molecular function: microtubule minus-end binding. Gene Ontology annotation, biological process: spindle assembly; centrosome cycle. The coding region runs from base 1611 to 3263 and encodes 550 amino acids. The transcript is spliced from 17 exons. The record is from RefSeq and is a predicted model, not a curated record. Gene Ontology annotation, cellular component: HAUS complex. NCBI's taxonomy places the organism in Eukaryota, Metazoa, Chordata, Actinopteri, Salmoniformes, Salmonidae.